Molecule: messenger RNA, 991 nt
Organism: Lactuca saligna
Lineage: Eukaryota; Viridiplantae; Streptophyta; Magnoliopsida; Asterales; Asteraceae
Source: the annotation of a GenBank genome assembly
AUGGGUAAGGUGGGGCGGACCAGGGGUAUGGGGGAAACCAACCGGGCCAUUGCCAUGGGGUCUGUUGCGAUGAGAAUCUGCCGUUACCACGUCCGCGUCCUCUGCCGCCUCGUUGUCCGCCGCGAGACCAACGUCCUCCGCCACGCUGAUUACCCCGGUGUUGACCACAACCAUUGUAGCCUGAGAGGAAGCCUUGGAUCCAUCUUAAGAAGCGAUGUCUUAGCAAAAGAAUUGGAUUGGUUGAAAAGGGUAAAUAUUGUAAAGGGUAUAGCUGAUGGUUUGGCUUAUAUGCAUCAUGACUGCUCACUCCCUAUAAUUCAUAGAGACGUAUCCAUAGCCAACAUUCUUCUUGACUCUGAUUACGAAGCACAUAUUUCUGAUUUUGGCACAUCCAAGCUAUUAAAGCUCGAUUCAUCCAACUGGACCGCAAUUGCAGGCACAUAUGGUUAUAUUGCGCCAGAGCUUGCUUAUACGAUGGUGGGAAAUGAGAAAUGUGAUGUGUAUAGCUUUGGAGUUGUUGUACUAGAAGUUAUAAUGGGAAAGCAUCCAGGAGAUCUCGUAACAUCUUUACCAACAUUAUCUGAUGCCAGAAAAUGUGGAAGAUAGUCGGAUACCUCCUCCCUCAUCCCAAGUUGAGAAACAAGUUAGGUUGGUUCUGAGUCUCGCAAGAGUAUGUUUGAACUCCAAUCCACUUGAAAGACCAACAAUGCAACAAGUUUCAAAUCGAUUAAUGAAGGAUCUGCUUUGAAUUGGCAUCUGUUGCCUGAUCAAUAUAGUGUACUUUCAGUGUUCUUUACUUUUCUUAAGUUCCCUAUAUGCACCCUGCCAAUAUGUAUUCAUUUGAAUGGCUUUUUGUUAAGAAACUUCACAUAUGUUUGUGGUAGUAAAGAAAUAAGUCAAUGAAGAUUACUACACUUCUAAAAACACAACACUGAUAACCAAGGACAACGCCAUAUAUACAUCCCCCAAACAAGAAAUUUUGUAAAAUUUU